AUCGGGGCUUAAAUCACAUGUUUUUGUUGGUAAACACAACUGAAUGGAUGGUUAAGUGAUGUCUUAGAUUAGACCCGAUUGUGAUCAAGACAUGGAAGGAAUGGACGAUAUAUUGAAUGCCUUACAGAGAGUGGAGGAAUGCGCUGAAGAUAUCCUUCGCACCAAACAAGAGAUCAUUGAUUUGAACGCAAAGGCGAACCAAACGAGAGAAGCGUUGAAUGCGCUGAAGACCUAUACCACAGAUUCAAAGAAGUUGUGGUUAUGUUUUGGCAACUCUUUCAUCAAAACGAGUGUCGGUUCCGCCAGAAGUGUGAUCACUGAAGACCAAAACCAAGUGACCAAACGGAUCAAUGAACUCAGGGAUGAGUUGAAGCCAAAAGUGGAUCAAUUGAAUCAAUUGGAGGGCAAACCACAGCUCAAAGGAUUCAAUUUGAAAGCACUCGACAAACAAGAGCUCAAAGCCAUGAAUCAAUUGCUUUGAGUCAGCGAUCAAUCAUUUGUUUCAAUAGAUUUCAUUAUAUUUAUGUAAAUACUUAACAAACAAUUUGUAAAUUAUGUCA
This is a messenger RNA of Oppiella nova, 560 nucleotides long. The record is from the annotation of a GenBank genome assembly. NCBI's taxonomy places the organism in Eukaryota, Metazoa, Arthropoda, Arachnida, Sarcoptiformes, Oppiidae.